Messenger RNA from Glycine soja, 2124 nucleotides. RefSeq lists its product as uncharacterized. Bases 791 to 1687 code for a protein of 298 amino acids. The record is from RefSeq and is a predicted model, not a curated record. The transcript has 2 exons. NCBI's taxonomy places the organism in Eukaryota, Viridiplantae, Streptophyta, Magnoliopsida, Fabales, Fabaceae.
UACUAAUAGAAUGAAGAUGAGGGUGCAAAAUUUAUCAUCUCCCCUAUAACCCUUUUUAAAACUAUUCUGAAGCAUCUGAGGGAGGAGAAUUCAUCAAACAGUGUCACUGAUUACAACAAUAUAUAAGAGUAGUUAGUAAUAAGAGAGGUUCAUAGAUCUUCAUUUAAAUUCUCUCUUGACUCAUCAUGUGGUCCUCUACUCUAUAACCAAACCAUCCUGCCUACCCAGUACUAAUGGAAUUUUUGUUGGCUCUGCUGCUAACUACAGCACCUGAAACAGUGAAAUUUGAAAGCUCUCUUUUCUUUUAAAAAAAACCUUCUUUUUUUCUUUCUUUGUAGUACUAUGGAGACUAGAGAGAGAGAGGACUGAAGUUCUAGCCAGCCAGGUCUCAAUACAUUGUGUUCAGUGUUUUCUGUUCCUUUUUCUUUCUGCUUCAUCAUCUUCAUGGAUCCACAGUAAUUCACCACAAAUCUUGCUUUCUUCCUCUUCAGCAUCUCCUAUUUAAUUAACUUCCUGAUGGAAAACUUUCAGAAUUUGAUUUUGAGACUCAAGUUUCAGUUUCUAAAGAGCUCCUUUCUCUUCUUAUUCUUCUGAAGAACUGGUGCUUGUUUUAUGUUUAUGUCCUAGUUGUUAAAUUGAUAAAUUUCUCCCCCUAGAAGGUUUAGUUUCUGGGUCUUAUUCUUCUCAUUUUUUCCAAGCAGAAAAAAAGUCCUUUCCUUUUCUCUUUCUUUGCUUUUGAAAUCUGGGUGUUGUUGUGAAGAGUUGUUAUUAGUAGUGCUACUGCUGCAACAUGGCAGUGAUGGAUCUUUUUCAAAACCCAUCUUCUCUCAAAUCAAACAAAUUUGAAACAUCCGUGUGGAUUGCAAAGCUUGUGCUCAUGUCCAUGGGGGUUAUCUCCACUCUUGUUUUGUUGAAAGUGGCAAUAGUCCCAUACACAUUCCACCUUCUUCUCUCAACUCUUCCUCAGUUUUGUGUCUCAGUUAGAAGCUGGCUAACACUCCCAUUCCUCUACAUCAUUGUCAACUUCAUCAUCAUCACCAUUGCAGCUUCCUCCAACUUCCCCCCCAAAAGCAAUAACCACCCCAAAACCUUCUCUGAUCCUAAGCACACAACCACCACCAUUUCAGACACUGUCAGCCACCCAACUGAGUCAGAAAACCAAACCAAUGAACCUAAGGAAGAAGAAAAGGAGGUUCAACAACAACAACAAGAGGUGGUUGAAGAAGAAGAACCAGAAGAAGAGGUGGUUGAAGAGUCAGGUUUAACCUAUGACAAAUUCAUGAUCCGACCAUUACUUGAAAACUGCACCAACGAUUAUUUCCUUCCGGAUUCAGAUGGUGAUGACACACUUGAAGCUACAUGGAGGGCUAUUAUGGAGGGACAGGGGAAAACGAUGAAACCACAGCUGAAGAAGAGUGACACAUGGGGUGCAAGGAUUGCCAAAGCAGAGCCAUUUCAUCGCAAUGGGGAAGGUGGUGAUGAUGAUCCUGUGGCUUGGGCUCAGAAGGAGCUCAAAAAAUCUGACACUUUCAAUGAUAGAGCUUCCUUGAGAAGGGACAAAUCCAUGAGUCCAGAGGAAUUGAAUCGCAGGGCAGAAGCAUUCAUUAAGAAGAUCAACAAUCAAAUGAAGCUGCAGAGGCUGGAGUCUUACCAGCGUUUCAGGGAAAUGGUAAACCGUGGUGUUUGAUGUGACCAAUCUUUAUCUUUUUCACCAGUCACAGUGAAAAUUUAGCAAAAUGAUGAGAAUCUCUGGAAGUAUAUUAACCAUUUUGGAGGACUUGCUGUGUACAUAUUUUUGCUGCUGAGACUGUGUGAAGAGGCCAAGACAAGUAUCAGACAUGGUGUACUUUUUUUUCCCUUGUCAAGUUUCUUGUGACAUAGUAGGCAUAAGUUAGUUUCUCCCCAAUCUGUUGUGCUCUUUCUUUGAUCAAGAUCUUUGCUCUACAUGCAUGUUCUACUAAACUAUUCAGAAGUCUAGUGUUUCUUAUAUUACAUAAUAAUGUUUGUAUUGGUUAUGUAGUUUGAACCCUAGGUAGCAUUAUGAGGGGAUUAUUUAAAAUGGAAUGUACAAUUUCUUCUAUUCUAUGCAGACCUAAUAAUUUACCAGUUAAUUCAGCUUUAAAA